Cynoglossus semilaevis (tongue sole) is the source of this 3697-nucleotide messenger RNA. It is a transcript of the gene cdc37l1, whose product is annotated as cell division cycle 37-like 1. The coding region runs from base 544 to 1557 and encodes 337 amino acids. Gene Ontology annotation, molecular function: protein-folding chaperone binding; heat shock protein binding. Gene Ontology annotation, cellular component: cytoplasm. The record is from RefSeq and is a predicted model, not a curated record. The transcript is spliced from 7 exons. Gene Ontology annotation, biological process: protein folding; protein stabilization. Lineage: Eukaryota; Metazoa; Chordata; Actinopteri; Pleuronectiformes; Cynoglossidae.
AAUAUUAAGUGUAUGUAGUGUGUAUGUUUAAAGAUCGUAUUUACUGUAAAGAAAGAAGUAUUGGUACUCUUUAAAAUACACUUAGGGAUUAAACAAUACAUUCACUUUCUCACACCAUAUAAUUAGGUCAGAUACUAAUAUUACAAUAACCCAUUCUUAAAAAUAAAUACAUGUUAUUACUUCCAACUCCAUUGUUGAAGUUUAUUUCUCGUGUCCAUAACGCCCCUCCCUCACAACGGUCACGUGGUUAAAGUUAUGUACCACGUGAACAGCGUGUCACUUUUAGUACAACAAGUAAAGUGUGGAUGGAUAAGAGAUGUGUCUGUUGUUAUUUUCAGACUCCCAGACUUUGCAUAAGUAUUCCCUUAGUCAGUUAGUCAUUGAACUUUCCAUUUUUAACUCUGGCUCGUAUUCACAAGCACAGACAAACUCCAGAAGCACGCACUUGCUGUGUCCAUAUUUUUCAAACACAGUUAGCCCCGGCUACGAGCGAUUUCCACUUUCCCCCCUACACGGAGCUAACGGCUACGCUGUCACACAGACAUGGAUUGGCAGCCGGGAACUGGAGCCUCGGUUUAUCCCGGUGAAGAGCUCAGUAGUGAGGCAGCUUUAGCACAGAGGCUACGCGGUGGUGUUUUUCACCAACAGCAGCCACCUUUGUCUCGUCUUUGUGACUGUCCAAUGGCAACACUGUGUCAGAGUCAACAGCGCUGUGUCAAAGCCUCCAUCGUCUCCAGCUGGAAACUGGCCGAGGCCCAGGACCAGCUAGGAUCACUUGGCGUUCACAGCUCCGAGUCUCUGGAGCAGGAACGGGCUCGGACACUGGCCUGUCCAUCCGAACUCACACACACUGAGGCCGAGUGGCAUCGUAAAGAGAGCAUGCUGGGAGGUCAGGAGGCAAACCACAGCCCUGACCUGGGAACUGUCAGAAGCUGGGAUGUUUUUGAUAAGAGUGUCAUUAACGUCCAUCAUCAGCCGGUCAGCAUGGAUCAGGACAAGUGCAAUACAUUUCACCAAAAGUAUGACAAAGAGAUUAGACAUUUUGGUAUGCUGAGGCGAUGGGACGACAGUCAGCGCUUCCUUGCGGACAUGCCUCAGCUCAUCUGUGAAGAAACAGGCAGUUACUUGAUCCUGUGGUGUAUGAAACUACAGCAAGAGGGGAAGGAAGCACUGAUGGAGCAGGUAGCUCACCAGGCCGUGGUCAUGCAGUUCAUUCUGGAGAUGGCCUCAAACUCUCAGCAGGAUCCCAGAGGCUGCUUUAGACAGUUCUUUCACAAAGCCAAAGAGGGACAGGGCGUCUACUUAGAAGUCUUCCACACAGAACUUGAUGCCUUCAAACACAGAGUGAGAGAAUGUGCAGCCAAGUGUAGAGAUGAUGAUCUCAACAGUUUGGAGCAGCAGAAUGUGAACACAAACUGCAAGUUCGAACCCAAAGACUCUGUGGCAGGAUUCCCCGUGAAUCGUUGUUUAGAGGGCGGACUGUGGACAAGUACAGGCAGGUGGACAAAAGACGAGGCCACAGAAACAGAGGACAUUCGGAUGAUGGAGACCUCGUAGCCCACGUAGAGGGAGCCGCUGCUUCACUUGCAUCUUCUCUCCAUCCAGCAAAUACAGACACCGCCGGCUUUCAGCAGCACAGCAGUGCCGUAAACAGCAAUACAGUACAGACGCAGACAGACAAAUGGUCAGUCCACAACACUGCAGUCGGUGCAGGAUCUGCCAGGAGUAGUGUUUUUACCAUUUCACAGCGUUUGCAGCAGGUUGUUUGACAGAUGGAGGUCUGAGAUAAAGGCUGCUUACAUACACAAACUGCAACCUAGGCUGUAUCCAUAGGAGAGGUUUGUGUGUCUGUGCGCGUGCAUGCGUUUUAUGUGUGAAGGCAUCUGUCUGAGUCACUUCAAGCAGGCAGUAAACAGUCUCUCAGAACAAAUACUUCAGCUGGAGGCCAAUCAGAUGAAAGAGCCGACACUGGUUGAAUAAUCGCUACGUUAUCAUCAGUUAAAACCCAGAGCUGGCUCUUAGCAUACGAUACACAGGCAGUCGCCUAUGUAUUGUCUAGGUCAGAGGUCUGCAACCGGUGGCUCCCGGUCCAUAUGCUGCUCUUCAUCCCCUUUGCAAUGACUACACGAAGAAUAAUGUUUGGUAUUUGUUGACCAAACAUUCACGACUAAUACAGUAGAUACCAGUGGUUGCUGUAAUGUUUCAUGCCAUGUUUUAUCUUUCAUACAGUGUUUCCACAGAAAUCAAAGUUGAGCCAUUUUCACAACACUCACACUUUAAGCAGCACUGCUGGGAGAGUUGUAAUAGUCAUCUUGUGUGUUGUUUUUUUCCUAAUCUAUAAGAGAACAAACACUCAUGCUUCCUUUGUAUAAUUCAGUAUAAUUCUGUAAUAUGACUACAGCAUUUGAAAAAUUAUGCACGGCACAAUAUGCGUCAUCCAGAGGCUGGAACUCUUGUGUGGCUCAUGAUCUAUUUUAUUUAGUGGUAAAAUGACUGCUUAAUCACUGACAUUUGAAGGGCGAGAGGGGGCGCCAAACUAUAAUUUCGCCUGGGGCUCUGAAAUGCUUAGAGACGGCUCUGGUUAAACCCACGUGUGAUGCACCUGUAGGCAGAUGAUUUUUUAAAUACAGGUUUUCCUGCUUUUUUCUGUUCUCAAAAACAUUGAAAUCAUUUCAAAGUACAAAAACUACUGUGUAGAGCUGUCGAAAUCAUGUCUGGUCAACAGGUGGCAGUAAUACUUCCCGUGAAGCUUUGCUAGCUAAAUCAGAAAUGCAGAUAAACAAGAGCUGCACCUUAAAGAAAGGUAGAUAUAUUUGUUUGGGCAGUAUUUGAAGACAUAUUGCAAAAAUACAACAUUAAAUGCUAAGUAUGUAAGAAUUUUGAGUCAGGAUUAUUAAUCAAUUAGCAUGGAGCUCUGCCACCCCUAAUCUCUAGGGGGCAUUGUAAUGCUAGCAGUGGUAAAAGUGCACAAUAUGCUGCUGUACAAAGCAUAUGCUUGCUUUUUGCAAUAUAAAUGUAACAUGAAUUUUGUUCUCUUGGUAGCCAAAGCACUCAGAUGUGAUGCACUUGUACUGCAGAGUUCAAAAUGGGAACGUACUGUAUCAUCAUCCACGUGGAAGCAGAAAAACAAACCACAGGGUUGCAGAGAAAAGCUAUAUGAGUGGAUGAAUUCAAACUAAAGCUUAUAAUCUUUGCAUUAGUGACCCUUAACAUUAGUUGCUACAGUUGCAUCCGUAACCAGUAGAGUGCAUCUGGUUUCAUGGCCUUCCAUAUACACUUCAUCCUCAUCCUCUACCUACGACAUUUUGUGUUUGCGUCACCGUCUCCCAUAAAUUAAUUAAAAGAAACUCUUGCUCCAUUCUUCCGACAUAUGAAAAAAAUUGCAUUAGAGCUAGUUGGGACAAAUUUGUUGCCACACAGGAAGACGCCUUUGCUUACAUUCACUGGUUUCACACCAUACAUAGGAUUGUGCUACAUUAGCUUCCUUCUGUUUGUGUUGCUUUUUUUGGGCAUUUUCUUUCCUUCAUUAUGGCUCCCAAGCAUAAGUCUGACUCUACUGAAGCUUUGAUGUCCUAGAUCAGUGGUUCUCAAACUGUGGUAUGCGUACCACGAGUGGUACGCAGGGAAAAUCCAUAUUUUCACAUUUACAUUUUCAGUUGAAUAAACCUGAAACAUACCAUGCAAAAUAAUACAACCU